GUCCCAGGUCCCUCCCAGGCGGGAGCAGAACAGGCGGUGCCCCGCGGCCGCGGAGCCAUGGACGGCAGCGGGCCCUUCAGCUGCCCCAUCUGCCUAGAACCGCUCCGGGAGCCGGUGACACUGCCCUGCGGCCACAACUUCUGCCUCGCCUGCCUGGGCGCGCUCUGGCCACAUCGCAGUGCGGGUGGCACGGGUGGUUCCGGAGGCCCGGCCCGCUGCCCGCUGUGCCAGGAGCUCUUUCCCGACGGCCUGCAGCUCCGCAAGAACCACACGCUGUCCGAGCUGCUGCAGCUCCGCCAGGGAUUGUGCCCGGGACCCAUGCCCUCCCCCGCUGCAGGCCCUGCUCCGGGCGCGACGCCCGAGCCCUCGGUGCCCAGCGCACCACCCACCGCCCCGGAACCCUCGGCUCCCUGCGCGCCCGAGCCAUGGCCAGCGGGUGAAGAGCCGGUGCGCUGCGAUGCGUGCCCCGAGGGUGCUGCCCUGCCCGCGGCGCUCUCCUGCCUCUCCUGCCUCGCCUCCUUCUGCUCCGCGCAUCUGGGCCCGCACGAGCGCAGCCCCGCGCUACGCGGGCACCGCCUGGUGCCGCCGCUGCGCCGGCUGGAGGAGAGCCUGUGCCCGCGCCACCUGCGGCCCCUGGAGCGUUACUGCCGCGUGGAGAGAGUGUGCCUGUGUGAGGCCUGUGCCGCCCAGGAGCACCGCGGCCACGAGCUGGUGCCGCUGGAGCAGGAGCGCGUGCUGCAGGAGGCCGAGCAGUCCAAAGUCUUGAGCGCUGUGGAGGACCGCAUGGAUGAGCUGGGUGCCGGCAUUGCACAGUCUCGGCGCACGGUGGCCCUAAUCAAGAGUGCAGCUGUGGCAGAGCGAGAGAGAGUGAGCCAGCUGUUUGCAGAGGCAACAGCCACCCUACAGAGCUUCCAGACUGAGGUGCUGGGCUUCAUUGAAGAGGGGGAGGCCACCAUGUUGGGCCGCUCCCAGGGUGACUUGCGGAGACAAGAGGAACAGCGCAGCCACCUAAGUCGGGUGCGUCACAACCUCAGUCAAGUUCCUGAAGCUGACUCAGUCAGCUUUCUGCAGGAGCUCCUGGCACUACGGCUGGCCCUGGAGGAGGGGUGUGGCCCUGGUCCUGGGCCCCCCAGGGAACUCAGCUUCACCAAGUCCUCCCAAGUCGUCAGGGCAGUAAGAGACGUCCUGGUUUCAGCCUGUGCCAGCCAGUGGGAGCAGCUGCGGGGGCUGGGCAGUGACGAGGAUGGGCUGCAGAAGCUGGGCUCAGAAGAUGCGGAGUCCCAGGACCCCGACAGCACCAACCUGCUGGAGAGUGAGGCACCCAGGGACUAUUUCCUCAAAUUUGCCUACAUCGUGGAUUUGGACAGUGACACAGCAGACAAGUUCCUGCAGCUGUUUGGAACCAAAGGUGUCAAGAGAGUACUAUGUCCCAUCAACUACCCUGAGUCACCCACCCGAUUCACUCACUGCGAGCAGGUACUAGGUGAGGGUGCUCUAGACCGGGGCACCUACUACUGGGAGGUGGAGAUCAUCGAAGGAUGGGUCAGUGUGGGUGUCAUGGCAGAGGGCUUCUCCCCGCAAGAACCCUAUGACCGGGGCCGGCUGGGCCGCAAUGCACACUCCUGCUGCCUGCAAUGGAAUGGGCGUGGAUUCUCAGUCUGGUUCUGUGGGCUGGAGGCCACACUGCCCCACGCCUUUUCACCUACGGUUGGGGUCUGCCUGGAGUAUGCUGACCACGCCUUGGCCUUCUAUGCUGUUCGUGAUGGAAAAUUGAGCCUUCUGCGGAGGCUCAAAGCCUCCCGGCCACGCCGGAGUGGUGCCCUGGCCUCUCCCACUGACCCCUUCCAGAGCCGCCUGGACAGUCACUUUGCUGGGCUCUUCAACUACAGGCUCAAGCCUGCCUUCUUCCUGGAGAGUGUUGAUGCUCAUCUUCAGAUUGGGCCCCUCAAGAAGUCCUGCAUAUCUGUACUGAAGAGGAGGUGAUGCAGGCUGCCUCACCCUGCAGUGGCCUCAGCCUUAGAAUCCUCGGCACCCCCAGCCUUCUCACUUCUAGAGGCCUCUGCCUCCUGUAUUUUGGCUUUCCAUUUACACAGAAGGGAACUCCAGCCCUUGCCCCCUGCCAGGACUUGUUUUGGGAAGACUGCUUCAGCUGGGACAAUUUCAGGCUGCCCCAAAGCCUUCUUUUCCAGGUUUCUAGAACUGCCUGGCACGCAGUAGGUGUGCAAUAAAUACCUGUUGAAUGAAUGACUCCCUU
This is a messenger RNA of Nannospalax galili (Upper Galilee mountains blind mole rat), 2254 nucleotides long. RefSeq names its product tripartite motif containing 47 (gene Trim47). Lineage: Eukaryota; Metazoa; Chordata; Mammalia; Rodentia; Spalacidae. The record is from RefSeq and is a predicted model, not a curated record. The transcript has 6 exons. Bases 58 to 1983 code for a protein of 641 amino acids. Gene Ontology annotation, molecular function: zinc ion binding.